Molecule: messenger RNA, 1051 nt
Organism: Hypoxylon trugodes
Lineage: Eukaryota; Fungi; Ascomycota; Sordariomycetes; Xylariales; Hypoxylaceae
Product: P-loop containing nucleoside triphosphate hydrolase protein
Exons: 1
Coding region: 193-1041 (282 amino acids)
Molecular function (GO): ATP hydrolysis activity; ATP binding
Source: RefSeq, a predicted model, not a curated record
CAGCACUAGAAAAGAGUCAUAAGAGUCACUAACCACCGCAUUCAUAUCUCCUGGUCAUUAAAAGAAACUGAAGAUACUACUUUUAUUACGAGCUUAUACGUGCUUGGAGAGUUUAUCCUACCUAGAACAUCUCAAUUACGUAUCCGAGGACAGUGAGUGAAUCCAAAGAAAGAGGCGUCAAAUUCCCACAACAUGGCGCCCACCAACGCCCCAGACAUCAGCGUCAACGACCUAACCUACACAUUCCCGGACUACCGCACCGGCAUCCGAAACGUAUCCCUCGCCGUGCCACCACGCAGCCGCACCCUCUUAAUUGGCGCCAACGGCGCGGGUAAAACCACCCUUCUACGUCUCCUCGCGGGCAAGCGUCUAGCACCAGGAGGCAGCAUCCGUGUCUCAGGCGCGGACCCCUUUAAAGAAGGCCUCGAGGGUGUAACAUACCUCGGUCUAGAAUGGGUCCUAAACCCAAUCGUACGCACCGACAUCGGCGUCGCCGAGCUCCUGCGUUCGGUCGGCGGUGACGCGUACCCAGUGCGUCGCGAUGAGUUAAUCGCUGUGUUAGAUAUCGAUAUCGCGUGGCGCAUGCACGCCGUCUCCGACGGUGAACGGCGACGCGUGCAACUCGCCAUGGGCCUCAUUCGCCCAUGGACCGUACUCUUGCUUGAUGAGAUUACAGUCGAUCUCGAUGUUUUAAGCCGUGCGGAAUUUUUGGGUUGGUUGAAACAUGAGACUGAGAUCCGCGAGUGUACGAUUGUGUAUGCGACGCAUAUCUUGGAUAAUCUUGCUGGAUGGCCGACGCAUCUUGUGCAUAUGCAUCUUGGUACUGUGAGAGAGUGGGGACCCGCGGAACAGUUCUUGGGGCAGACGCCGAGUGAGAGUACGGGGAAUAGUCGAUUAGGGGAGUUGGUGCUGGGGUGGCUUAGGACGGAUUUGAAGGAUAGAGGGCCGAGGAACCAGCAGAAGAUGGGGACGGAAGGGUUGACUUACUCUCAAGGUGGACUUGGCGGGUAUGGGCUUGAGAAUAGCGAUUCGAGGAAGUAGAAUAUCCCGC